Messenger RNA from Dinoponera quadriceps, 980 nucleotides. Its product is annotated as nucleolar protein of 40 kDa-like. Lineage: Eukaryota; Metazoa; Arthropoda; Insecta; Hymenoptera; Formicidae. Bases 191 to 940 code for a protein of 249 amino acids. The transcript is spliced from 2 exons. The record is from RefSeq and is a predicted model, not a curated record. Gene Ontology annotation, biological process: RNA stabilization. Gene Ontology annotation, molecular function: zinc ion binding; RNA binding.
UUCGUAGGACGUUCGAAAGAUCGAUAGAACACUCUUGCGCUAUUUAGAAUAAAAGAUGGUCAGCGCCCUCUUACAAAAUGGCGCCUAUUGAGGGGGAAAUAUUACAGCCCUGAGUGUUGUUACAAGCUUAACCUGCAGACCGAUAUAUUUACAUUGAUUUUUACCUAACCCGUCGUCAGUCGGUACGGACAUGACCUCGUGCGAAUUGAGCCAGAUAUUCCUCGGCGAGGUUUCGUCCGUUCAAAAUUACGGAGCUUUCAUCAGAAUACCGGGUUGCUCGCAACAGGGCUUGAUACACCGCUCGCAGGUGAGCUCCGCUCAUGUCGACAAUGUUGCAGAGGUUUUGCAAAAGGGUGAGCGGGUCUGGUGCAAAGUGAUCUCUGUGGCGGAGGAUGGCAAGAUAGGGCUGUCCAUGAAGCAUGUGAAUCAAGGAAACGGCAAGGAUUUGGAUCCCAAUGGCGUAGAGUUACAGAAGGACAUGCAACGGAGAAAGAAUCCAGGGAUUGUCCAGCGUAAGGUCAUACAGUUGGAAGCAAUAUUGGAUACCACCUGUACCAAGUGUGGGACCAAGGGACAUUUGUCCAGGGACUGUUUCGUAUCGCCCGAUGGCAAGAAGUACGAACUGAUUCCUGAGAUCGAGGAGCCGGCCGACGAAUGUAAGGAGAAGAAAUCGGAGAAGAGGCGCAAAUUCAAGAAAAAGAAAUCGAAGAAGAGCAAGCGACGGUCCACGGACGACAGCGAUACGGAGGAGAGAGGUAAGAGGAAGAAGAGCAAGUCUUCGAAAGAACGCAAGAAGCACAGGAAGAAGUACAACGGCAGCUCGAGCGAUUCGAGUACGUCGUCUAGCCAUGAUGUAAAGGCUCACAAGCGAAAACAUCCGGAUGAUCAUAACACUCGUACAAAAAAAUGCAAGCAUUCUAAGUUCAAGCAUUCGGAUUGACCGAUUCUCUUGGUUAUCCCCAAUAAACGAAUGAAACUUA